AUCUUCUCCAUUGUGGUGUUUGGCUCCAUUGUCAACGAGUGCUACGUGAACAAGGACAGUCAGAACUCAGAGCUGCUCUGCAUCUUCAACGAGAAUGAGAGUGCCUGCAGCUAUGGCAUUGCUGUGGGUGUCAUUGCCUUCUUUGGCUGCAUCUUCUUCUUCGUUGUGGACCUCUACUUCCAGCAGAUCAGCAGCGUAAAGGAUCGCAAACGGGCUGUGCUGCUGGACCUUGGCUUUUCAGGUUUCUUGUCCUUCCUGUGGUUUGUAGCCUUCUGCUUCCUGGCAAACCAGUGGCAGAGGACGACUAUGAGCAGAGGGUUCUCGCAGGGUGCGGAUGCUGCACGUGCAGCCAUCACCUUCUCCUUCUUCUCUAUCAUCAUCUGGGUGGUGCUGGCGGUGAGAGCCCUGCAGAGAUAUCGCCUGGGGACAGACAUGUCCCUGUUUGCCACCGAGCAGUUCCCUGCUGAGCCCAGCGCUCCCUACCCUGCAUACCCCGCGGGCAGCGGCGUGGAGAGCACAGACACCUACCAGAGUCCUCCCUUCACCCAGAGCCUAGAGGCCAACCCCAAAGGUUACCAAGUGCCAGCGUACUGA
Acanthisitta chloris (rifleman) is the source of this 594-nucleotide messenger RNA. RefSeq names its product synaptogyrin 3 (gene SYNGR3). The annotation marks the transcript as partial. The transcript has 3 exons. Gene Ontology annotation, cellular component: neuromuscular junction; synaptic vesicle membrane. NCBI's taxonomy places the organism in Eukaryota, Metazoa, Chordata, Aves, Passeriformes, Acanthisittidae. The record is from RefSeq and is a predicted model, not a curated record.